Vollenhovia emeryi is the source of this 1491-nucleotide messenger RNA. RefSeq lists its product as uncharacterized. The transcript is spliced from 6 exons. Gene Ontology annotation, cellular component: plasma membrane. The record is from RefSeq and is a predicted model, not a curated record. Gene Ontology annotation, biological process: detection of chemical stimulus involved in sensory perception of smell; sensory perception of smell. Gene Ontology annotation, molecular function: odorant binding; olfactory receptor activity. Lineage: Eukaryota; Metazoa; Arthropoda; Insecta; Hymenoptera; Formicidae. Bases 339 to 1214 code for a protein of 291 amino acids.
UACUGAAUAUUUCUUGGAAUAGCAGUUGCAAUUAUAAUUAUCGUUGCCUUCACGCUUCAAGCUAAGCCUGUGUCGCAAUUUUCAAUCAAUACCUUAAUUGUUGAUUUUAGUUGCUGGUAUUUGUUACGACUCAGUACAGUACGGAUCUUCUUUUCAAGAUUCUUUCCUUCGUCUUUCCUGUUCUCUUUGCUAUCAUAAAAUAUUUCCUUUUUAUCACUAAGACACAUAGCGUAAGUCCAAUAAGACAAAUCGGUUAUUUAAACAUUUAAUUGUAACAUCUACAAUGCCAAGUAUAUUCAAAAUGUUGAUAAGGAAAAAUGAAAUAGUUAAAGCAACUAAUGGAGGAAAUGAGAAAUGACUGGAAUUUGUUGAAGGAUAAAUUGGAAAUAGAUAUUAUAAAAAAAUAUGCCCGCUAUACGAACAUGGUGACAACAACUGUGAUAGUGUUUUGUUAUAUUUGCAUAUUCACUAUCACGAUAUUUCAACGUCUGCCAUUGAUUUUUGACAUUAUAUUACCAUUGAACGGAUCACGACCUUAUCAACUUAUCCUGACCACGGAAUAUUUUGUCAAUCAAGAUAAAUAUAUUCAGCUUAUAUUAUUACAUGAGUUUUUAGUCGGGUGUAUAGGAUUCACUACAGUGUGGGGCACUGGUGCGUCAAUUAUAGUAUAUUUAACGCACUUGUGUGCAUUACUCGAAAUCGCAAGCUAUCGAAUAGAUAAUGCUAUCGACAGAAAUAUCUUAGCAAUGCCUAGUCCCAAAAAGCAGUAUCUACUUCACCGGAGGAUUGUAAAUGCAGUUGUGAUGCAUCAAAGGGCUGCUGAGUUUAACGAUUUUAUGACAUCUGUUUUUUUGAUACCAUUCGCUCUUCUGAUAGUAGUUGGCGUUAGUUCUUUAACUCUCAGCCUUUUUCUUCUCUGCCGUCUAAUAUUAUCAAAUAAUAUUAGUAAAGCAUUGGUAAUAGUUAUACUCACACUUGCCCAUUUAAUUUAUUUGUUUAUCGCUAAUUACUGUGGACAAGUUGUAAUCAAUAACGGAAUAGAUUUAUUCAAAGCCACAUAUAAUGGGUUAUGGUAUGCAGCACCAUUGUCUACUCAAAAACUAUUAUUAUUUAUAAUGCAAAGAGGAAGAGAAAACCUUACCAUAUCGUGUUUCAGCAUAUUUAUUGCAUCCUUGGAUGGUUUCGCAACAGUAAAAUUAAAAAAUUUGUUAUAGAAAAGAAAAUUGAACUAUUUACUAAUGUUGAUGUACUACAUGGAGUAAUAUUUAUUUUUCAGUUGACAAGUACGGCAGUAUCCUACUUCACAGUAAUUUAUUCUACACGACAAUAAUAAUUCAAAAGAAAAAAUUAAUUUUUAAUUAUUUAGGUUUUUAUGAAAUUUAUAUUAUUGUGUAACGCGUGUGCAUAAAAAUGUAUUAAAUAUAAGUUGCUAACAUUACGUAAAUGUACUUUUUACUCGUAAUACUUGACACCAGGGAUUGAAAUGGAUAA